Molecule: messenger RNA, 291 nt
Organism: Ostertagia ostertagi
Lineage: Eukaryota; Metazoa; Nematoda; Chromadorea; Rhabditida; Trichostrongylidae
Source: the annotation of a GenBank genome assembly
AUGUUUGAGUCGAAGAAUCUCACUUUGCUUAGGGAGCGCUGGCCGGUGUUUCCCAACUACUACAAACCUUUUCGUCCCUAUCGAAUCACACGAGAUCUCACGAUCAUGCCAGGAGCGACCCUCUGGAUCGAGAGAGGUGUUGAGGUUCACGUUUGGCCGAAUGUGCGCAUUCUUGUACUAGGAGAUCUGAUUGCGGAUGCAACAUAUUGGGAGCCCAUAAGGUUCAAGCCGAUCAACACAACGGAGUUCGACGAGAUGAGGAGGAAAAAUCGGUACCAGAUACAAGCGUAG